Molecule: messenger RNA, 972 nt
Organism: Triplophysa dalaica
Lineage: Eukaryota; Metazoa; Chordata; Actinopteri; Cypriniformes; Nemacheilidae
Product: serine/threonine-protein kinase pim-3-like
Exons: 8
Coding region: 46-972 (308 amino acids)
Biological process (GO): regulation of mitotic cell cycle; negative regulation of apoptotic process; protein autophosphorylation
Cellular component (GO): cytoplasm
Molecular function (GO): ATP binding; protein serine/threonine kinase activity
Source: RefSeq, a predicted model, not a curated record
AGUGGUUUCGCCGCCUAAGUUUUGACCACGACAGUCAGGAAGAGGAUGAGGAGAUUCUGGAGGAUUAAGAGCAGCAUAGCUUCAGAGGAAAUCAACUCCUGCCAGUACAAGAUUGGCAAGAUCCUCGGUAAAGGGGGUUUUGGAAAGGUCCAUGAAGGCACCCGUUUGAGCGAUGGCUUGAAGGUGGCAGUGAAAUUUGUCACCAAGAGUGAUGAGGAUGAAUAUAUCAGCAUUCCGGGUCAUCCCGAACUUCUGAUGCAAGAGGUGGCUCUUCAAAUCCUCAUCAGCAAGGGAGACAAAGUUCCAGAGAUCAUUCAGCUUCUGGACUGGCAGGAACAUGCGGAUCGUUACGUGAUGGUCCUUGAGAGGUUUGCUCCCUGCAAGGAUUUGUCAAUGUUUCUCAAAGAAGAUGAACUCGAUGAGUACUUAGCCAACAUAGACAUGUUCCAGGCAACCAGAGCUGCCUUAAUCUGCUGCAAACGAGGGGUUUUACACAGAGACAUCAAGCUGCAGAACCUCCUCAUCAGCACAGACUACACCUUUGAAGUCAAACUGAUCGAUUUUGGGUGUGGCGAUCUACUGAAAGAAUCGGCAUACGAUUCAUAUAUGGGCACAGAGGACUAUACCUGCCCUGAAUUUUAUGAAACGGGAGAAUAUCAUGGGAAGCCGGCGACAGUGUACUCUCUCGGAGUGCUGUUGUUAGUCAUGAUCUGUAGGAGGAUCCCCAGCUCUAAGGACUUCGACAGAAUCAACCAAAAGAUCUGGUGUAAAGACGGCUUUUCUGAAGAGUGCUGCAGUUUGGUCCAGGCGUGUCUUCAGGAGUAUCCGAAGGAACCCAUACAACUGCGACAGAUAAUCAAACACAAGUGGUUUCAGCUCCGGGAAACAAUUGCAGCCCAUAUUGCGUUUGCUGAGGGGUUCGGCGUGGUCCAGCAGUCAGGACCCUGGUUUCACACAAGCGGACUGGGUUGA